Molecule: messenger RNA, 6911 nt
Organism: Melanotaenia boesemani (Boeseman's rainbowfish)
Lineage: Eukaryota; Metazoa; Chordata; Actinopteri; Atheriniformes; Melanotaeniidae
Product: GRAM domain-containing protein 4-like
Exons: 19
Coding region: 189-1952 (587 amino acids)
Biological process (GO): negative regulation of toll-like receptor 9 signaling pathway; apoptotic process
Source: RefSeq, a predicted model, not a curated record
ACACACAGUUAUUCAGAAGAGCCUGGUUCGGUUUUGGAGCGGAUCGGGAGACGGUUUGAUCCGGUUUCCAGAGGGUUUGAUCCGGCUUGAAUCGCAAGGAAAGGCAGAAGGAGGAGAAAGUUUGCCUCAUCCUCUGUUACACGGCAUUCAUCAUGUUCAGAUAGAAACCAGACUCUGCCACAUCCACCAUGCUGAAACGUCUGGACAGGAUCCGGUUUCGAGGCCAGAGACGAGACGAGUUCCUGGAUCUGGCUGAGUCUCCCAACACAUCCGACACAGAAUGCAGCGAGGAAGUCGUGAUCAAACCUCGCAUCUCCACCAAGGAGCCAGAGGAGAUGAGGGAAGCUGAGGGAGAGCAGCAAAAUGAUGUCCAGGCUGGUCCAGGGUCAUUUACUGCAUCUCUCCAAGAUGACCCCAGGACGGAUUUAAAUGAGGUCAAAGGCCACCUAGAAAUAGCCUUGUUAGAGAAACACUUCUUACAGGAGGAGCUUAGGAAACUUAGAGAGGAAUCCAACAUGGAUUCGCUGAAACAAGAGCUGGAGAAGGAGCGCUGCAGACGCUCUGAGCUGGAGCAGAAGAUCAACGAGGCCCUGAGAUCCAGACUUGAAGACUCACCAUCUCAGACACCUAAAUCCACACCCCCUCCUCUACCUGCAAGCAGCAGUACAGACAAACAGAAAGAGAUGAUGUCCAACAGUUUCCUGAAAUGGCUCUACGACCGUUACGGUGUUUAUUUCGAAGACUUCCGCUUCCAACCUGAAGAGAUGACAGUGGAGACGGAGGAACCUCUGAGUGCCAAGAGGCUGACAGAAAACAUGAGACGACUUAAACGAGGCUUCAGACCUGUAACCAACUUCAUGAGGAAUCUGUCAGCCUUAUCCAGCUGGUACUCUGUCUACACAUCAGCCAUCGCCUUCAUCCUCUACAUGUAUGCAGCGUGGCAUGGCUGGGCCGUCCCCAUGUUCCUGUUUCUUGCCAUCGUCCGCCUUUCAUUGAAUUACCUAAUUUCCAGAGGCUGGAGGAUCCAGUGGAGCAUCGUACCUGAAGUCUCUGAGCCAGUGGAACCUCCAAAAGAAGACUUAACAGUAUCUGAGAAGUUCCAGCUGGUUCUGGACGUCGCUCAGAAAGCUCAGAAUCUGUUUGGAAAAAUGGCCAACAUUUUGGAGAAAAUAAAAAAUCUGUUCAUGUGGGUGCAGCCGGAGUUGACUCAGAAGCUGUAUGUUGGUCUUUGGGUGGCCUUUAUCUCUUCGUGCCUGCUGCCGUAUCAACUCCUGGGAUUCAUCAUAGGAGUGUACGCAGGUAUCAAGUUCUUCAUCAUCGACUUCAUCUUUAAGAGCUGUCCCAAGCUGAGGCAGCGCUACGACACCCCCUACAUCAUCUGGACCAGUUUACCCACCGACCUGCAGCUGAAGGAGCGCAGCAACACCACGCUGAGCCGACGGGUUCCAGCAUCAGGAGGGCGAGGCAGCGUCUCUGCAGCAGCUCCUUUGGGUGUCAGCCGAGAAGAGGAAGGAGGACGAUACCACAGCACCAAGAGAGGCGCGUUUCACGAGGUUUUCAACCUGCCGGAGAGCGAACGUCCUCUAGGAGUGUGUGAGAAUGGCUGGCGCUGCUGCCUCAUCAACAGAGACAGAAAGACGCCGACAGACUACAUCCGCCAUGGAGUGCUUUAUGUUACAGAGAAUUAUCUUUGUUUCGAGAGCUCCAGCUCCAGAUCCGGAUCCUCGAAGAGAAACAAAGUCAUCAAACUUCUUGACGUCACCGACAUCCAGAAGUACAAGGUUCUGUCAGUGCUGCCCGGGUCAGGGAUGGGUAUCUCCAUAGCAACGCCAUCUACCCAAAAGCCGAUGGUAUUUGGAGCAAUGAUGCACAGGGACGAGGCAUUCGACGCUAUCUUCUCUCAGUACACGAAGAUUGUUAACACGGCUGCAGCCAUCACUCCAGAGGCUUAGGUCAUGUUUAAAUCUAUCAACUAGAUGCUAUGGAUGAAUACAACGUACUGCAUAUGCAUAAAGACGUUUCCAGCCUGUAGGUUUGAUCACUGAUGCUGAUUUGUCAACACACUGGAAUUUUUCUCUGAGUGUUCUAGUUUUUAUUCAUGUUUGGACAUACGUCAUGUGGCCGAGCCAGGGUCCAGUAUAUGCUGCUAAAACUGAAGGUGGUUUGUAAUAGUGUCAUAGUAACAGCCUUAAAACAACACUAGCACUGUUUUAAUUUUCUCCACAAGUGACUUCUUCAAACCACUGCUGGCUUGGAUAGGGGCAACUGGUCUGCUCUCAUGGUUUCUUUCCCAGUCAUAAAUCUGUGAAACAACUCAGUGACAUGACGUCAGAGAUUGAUUUUAAAUUAGCUGGUUUCAACAAAUCACUGUUAGGUGCUAGAAUCAGCCAAACUCCAAUCAUUAUUUUUAGGCUUUCAGUGUGGCCAAUGAAUAUCUACAGAAAGAAAGUCCAAAAAACAAAACGUAGUCUUCAUCAGCUGCUGGUCAACUCUUCCAAGACCGGCUUCGAUCGGUUUGUUUUUAAAAGCUGCUGGUCAACGCUGGCUGGACUGGAUAUGGACGACAAACACAAAUCUUACUGUCACAUUUUUUUCUGUUUAAAGUUGCAUCACAUUUGCUUUUUCUUUUUUCUUUCUUUAAACACUGUCACUUAAAUCUCAUAUUUCUUGGUCCCAUUUUUCCCAAGUUUGAGUGAAGCAGAAAUCGGUUUUACAUUCUUUGUUGACAACAAUGUUUUCAGUCACCAAGUAAACAAACUAAAGUGUAAAUGGUGGAAAAAUGAGCAGCAUUCUCUGCUCUGAGACGCCGUUUUGCGGAUCUGAGAUCAGUUGACUUGAACCAUGUUGAGCUUGUUUUAAACCAACUUAAGAUGUGAAACCACAAACAGUAGAUAUGAAGUCUCAGUCUUGAUCAAACUGUGGCUUUAUGGGGGUUGUGAGCAUGCCAGUAGCGGAGGGAAAGACUUUAUCCAGCCUACACUUACCAGUGCAUCCAUUUAUCUAAACCAUCUCUGCUAAAAAAUAGUGAAAUUAGCAGGUAAAAAAUUAGGCUGGUGUUGGUAGUUAUCUCUCUAUCACAGCAAUGCACAGAAAACCAUUUAACUGAGGGUCCUGUGAUAGUUACCUCUGAAACUUACAUUUACAGUUUUUUAUUUUAGUUUGUUCGUGCACGUACAGUCUAGUAAUUCAGUCCACUGAACAUAAAUCUCUGCAGCCCCACCAGGUGUUUGAACUUUGCUCUACAGCACUAACCAAGCUCUUCGUUUCAUUCUUCUGGCAUUGAAAAGACAAAUUUCCAUCAUGAAGCAGAACAGAUAACUCGCUGACUGUCAGACACAUGCGACUUGGCUCGGUAGGACCUGGGCUGGUUUUUUUCUAUUAUCCGGGAUUCAUUGUGUCAUAGAGCCGUAAUUUCAGACCUUCCUAUGAAGGUGCAGCAUGUAACAAAAUCAGAGGUCAGUGACAGUAAAAUUUAAUAUAUCAAUAAAACCUGUGAUACUGUUGGUGUCUAAUCACUUAACUAAAAUUACUGCUAUGUUUUUAUUCUCUUAGAUUGAGACUUUUUUAUCUACUUGCUGUGGGUCUGCAUAUUUGUGCCACCAUUUUUUACUAUGGUGUCUCUGAAUGGACAAACAACUGUGUGUGUGAAGUGAGAACCCUCUCAGCUUUAAAACUGCAGUACUGGCUUUGCUGCUAGAGCACCAUUUAAAUAAAUACUGAUAAAAAGAAAAAAUAUGAUAAAUACUGCCUUAAAAGACACAUAGAAGAAAACAGUACACUUGUACAUAAUGCUGAAGUAGUUUCCUGUAGUGCAGUCAUAAUAAUAAUGAGGUUUAAAGCAACGUUGUCAUUGCUGUGUCCAUCUUUACCGCUAGAACCAGUAAUUCUUGCACACUGUACCUUUAAACUCCUGAAAAAAAUAGAUAAAAAUCUGUUUUAAAUUCAACUCCACAACUGACAAAACCACAAUUCAUCAUCUUCUGAUGUGUUUAAAACAUUAAUUAUGUAACUGAAAACAUCCAUCCAUUCUCUGUACCUCUUUGUCCAUUUCGGGUUGCAGGUGGAGCCUAUCCCAGCAUUUUAGCAGGUGAGAGGCAGGUACACCUGGUCAUCAGUCCAUCACAGGGCCAACACAGAAAGAGACAACCAUUCACACUAACACGCACUUCUAGGGAGAAUUUAGAGUGACCAAUUAGCCUAAUUGGUCGCUCGAUUGGUCAGGCCAUUGGCCAUUUGGGCUGCUUGGUGGUUUGGUGGUUGGCAGCACAGCCAGAAGGAGUUUACAUGUUUUCCCCGUGUAUGCGUGGGGUCUCUCCAGGUACUCCUGCUUCCUCCCACCGUCUGAAGACGUGUGUUAAACCUAACAUGAUAUUUGGCAUCGUAUUGAAUUUGUUCAUAUCUAAAACGGAGUCAUCUGUAGGAAAAGUUAAGUUGGCUUCUUAUGUGGAGUCUAUGCCUGCAGUUUACCGUUCUCCUAAAUCCUGUCUAUAUCAUUCCCAUUCUUUACUUCCAUCAAAUUAAAUUACACUGUUUUGUCAAAAAUAUUGGGACACCCCUUCAAAUGAUUGAAUUUUGGUGUUCCAAGUAAGGUCCAUACAGAGUUGGAUGAGCAGCUCUGGUGCAGUGGAGCUUGAUUGACCAUCCUUGGGAUGAAUUGGAGUGGACUGUGAGCCAGGCCUCAGUGUCUGACCUCAGAAAUGCACUUUUGUAAGAAUGGUGAAACACGUCCAUCAACCCUCCUCUAAACCUUGUGGAAAACCUCCCCAGAAACGUUUCAACUGUUUAAGAUGUAAUAAGUUGACCAACUCCAUUUGUAACCCUACAGGUUAUGACUGGAUAACCUGUGCUACCUUUUUGGUAACAGUGUGCUAAUCAAGACUGAAUCUUGGUUGUACAAAAGUGACUACAUGUCAUUUUUAGAAAAAAUAAUAUGAUGUUGGUUUGGAUUACGUGUUGCUUUUCUCUAACUGAAGACUUCUCGAUGCAUCGGGAGAAAGCAGAACAAACAUUUUACUUUGACCAAUCAGCUACCAACAACAUGACCCUGAGUCUGCAGUAAGAUUAUGAUCUAAAACAAGACGUUUCCCAAUUAGAUUGUUUUAUUUAUUCAGCUAAAAACAAGAAGCUAGAUGGUAGAAAAGAUAAUGAGUCUGAGUUGCCAGUACUUUGACAUUAAACAUUGGUUGUUUUAAAGAUGUGUUCAUCAUCAUCUGUGCCACAUAUUCAUGUCAUAGCUGCAAAAAAUGACAAAUUUACUUUUCUUUCUCAUUUUAGUCAUAUUUCCUGCAAAAACUAAUCACCAAACACAAGUUAUGAUGCAGGUGAGGAGUGACGUUUCCAUCAUGGUGCACUGUCAGCAGACAAAUCUCAUUAAUGUGUCUCCAGGGAAGUCUAAACCUUUAUUCUACGACUGUGUAUCGUAUUACUGAAGCUAAGCCUUAACAGACAAUAUAAGUGUAUUUUUAUGUGAUGGUUUAUAAGUGUUUGUAUUCUAUAUGAAUGUUGAAUAUUUGUGUGUGUGUGUGUGUGUGUGCCAGCCACAAAAUGAACCUUUUUGCUGUUUAUUUUCAGUUAGCUUGUGAAACAAAUACAGACUUGAAGUAGGGUCUGGUUAUGUUCUGCUUCCAUUAACAGCCAAUAAAAGAAAAAACUGAAGAAGACGGCAAAGAAAGAUACAGAUUAAUGCUUACUGACUGUUUUCCAACAUUAGUUUGCAUCCUAGCCAAAUGCUAACCAGCUAAAUAUAAACAUUUAUAAAUAAAUGCCCUCAAAUGCAAGGUGUUUUUUAAUUCUUGCCACUGGUUGGCUUUCUUUUAGCUAUAGCUUUGAUUAAGUUAAGAUCAUUGCUGGCGAACCUGAAUUACUUUAUUCAAAGAAUGUUUCACCCAAUUUAAGCCUUUUAUUUUUUGUUUUGAAUACUACAAGCCUCAUUAAUUAUUUUUUAUCUGCUUAGCUUUCGUUUUAAACGUAUUUCCUCGUUUCGUGCCUACAAACAAGUCGGAACUUGCCAUCAAGUCUUAAAUGUUUCUCAAAUUUGUUUCUGCCUAAUUUUCUUUAAGAUGCUUUAAACCAAUUUUUUGUUUGUUUUGGGUUUAAGUUAAAGAUUUUUGUCUUUUAAAUUCAGUUAAAAAUACCAAACAUUCUACACUGGUCACACAAAUGUCAGCUGUACAGCCGUGUCACUUUUAAACAUCUAGACUUUGUAAUCGCUUCACCAGCUGAAUGUCAGUGUAAGGAUGGCAUGAACACACCAGCGUUUAUCCCUGGUCUUUUCAGUGAUUCCCAUAUAGAUAACUCUUCAAUGUGAAGCCAUUACCUUCUGCUCAAAUGCAGGAAGUUGUCCUUGCAGCCAAAUCCAAUCAAUUAAAGAAUACAGAAGGAAAUAUGAGCCUGUCUGAUGACAUCAGUAGAAAAUGUAUAAAUCCAUGGCCUGUGUUACUAAGGCCAGUAAUGUACUUGCUUUUUAACCUUGAGUUUGCAUAGGCAGCCAUACUUGCUUGUGUACUACCUGGAGGAUUCCACUAGGGGGCGCACAAAAAGAUAAACUUAGCAACUAAAGAAGAGGUUGGCGUUUGGUUCAUUUUGAGAUCACAGCAGAAAAAAUAAAUGAAUAAAAAAAGCUGCUAUAUCAUCGAUGGUAUGCAAAACCCCAAACCAAACACGGCCUUUCUUGUCUUUGAAACUUUCCACCAUUUUUACUCUGUUGGCCCUGUGACCUUGCAUCCGCUCACAUUGGUCUCUACAUGGCCGUUCAGCUUUUUGCCUGCUAAAGCUUGUGAAACGUAGCGUUAUUUCCGAUGAUGUGUACAAAUAAUGCUUAGAAAAAUGCGAAAUAUGCGAGGCAGCCGUGAUAAAGACACUUAGCGUAAUUAAAAGCAAGUAUAUUCUUGGCCUAAGUUGUGGCCACGGAU